Talaromyces proteolyticus is the source of this 1565-nucleotide messenger RNA. RefSeq lists its product as uncharacterized. Gene Ontology annotation, molecular function: DNA-binding transcription factor activity, RNA polymerase II-specific; zinc ion binding. The coding region runs from base 135 to 1565 and encodes 476 amino acids. Gene Ontology annotation, biological process: regulation of DNA-templated transcription. The transcript is spliced from 3 exons. NCBI's taxonomy places the organism in Eukaryota, Fungi, Ascomycota, Eurotiomycetes, Eurotiales, Trichocomaceae. The record is from RefSeq and is a predicted model, not a curated record.
AUAAUAUUAAAUUUUUAAUUUAUUAAACUAAUUAUUUAAUUAUUUACUCGCGAUAUCGCUCUGGACGUCAUAUCCGGCGACCUCUACCAUUUACAGUCAAAACAAGCCGAACCGUCACAUCAUCAGCAUAACAAAUGAGGCAGGCGGAUCAGACAUUAACCUCUAAAAGACAGAGAGCUCGUAGCAAGAAAUCUAGAACCGGUUGUCGCACUUGUCGUGCGCGACAUGUCAAAUGUGACGAAACCCCAGGAGCAUGUAAAAGAUGCACUAAUACUGGAUAUACUUGCGAAUAUGAUCUUCAGACGUUGCCUCGCAGCGGGAAAUCGAUAGCUUUCGAGAAGGCCAAAGGCUACAAGAAUCCUAUUCCUUUUGCAGUCGUCAGCGGUCCAAAUUGGGCGACGACCUCGGACGAACGACGAUGCUUCUUACAUUUCCAAUAUCGCACCACGCCAACAUUACUAGGAUUGUUUGAUUCAUUAUUAUGGCAGGAGAUUGUGCUUCAAAUGAGCCAUUCAGAGCCAGCAGUUUACCAUGCCGUAGUUGCUCUAAGCGCCGUUCACCAGGACACCGAGAUGUAUGGCAUGCCCCUCCCUGGACAAGACCCUCAAAAUAGAUGGCAUCAAUUCGCCCUUGAGCAAUGUGGGAGAUCCUUUUCACUUCUUCAUCGGCGCUCUCAUGAUCCCAGAUUGAGAGAGAUCAUGCUACUUUGCUGUAUUCUGUUUGUCCUUGUAGAGCUACUGCGAGGCCAAUACGACACCGCCUUCAAACAUCUACACAGUGGUUUACGGAUUUUGAAAGAAGUCAAGGCUGAUGAAAAGUUUAAUCCGUUCUUGCUGUCGGCUUUCACUACGCUAGAUAUGCAGUCAAUGCAAUUUGGGGCAGGCGGCCUUCUAUCAAUCGGCAACACGAUGGCCUAUCAGACGAACCUUGCCGACGGCCUAGGAAUAGUCCAUGACUUGCAAGAGGCACGCCAAAAUUUGACGGUCCUAUUAAGCGCUGUUACUGAUUUUCUCACACGAUGUGGGUCCUUAACACAAGCCGAUAUAGUGGCAGAAUACGAGGCUUUGCAUCAUAUGCAGCUGCAGCACCUCUCUCAGUUGGGUCAAUUCGACGACUGCUUUGAAUAUUUUUGUUCUUGUCACGUCUUUAACUCCAGAGAACAUCGAGGAGUAAGUAUAAUUCGGUUAUUAAAUCACAGCUUCAGCUUGGCUCUCAAGACUUGUCUUUUGCGGGAUGAUUCUGUUUUGGAGUGCUACACCCCCGAAUACAACAUGCUCUUGUCGCUAGUAGAAGAUGUCAUAGAUCACUUUGAAGACCGCCCGAGCUUCACACUAGACAUUGGCAUCAUUCCAGCCCUUUAUUUUGCGGCUAUGUGGUGUGUUGAUUACGAAAUACGCUGUCGGGCAGUUGAAGCUCUGCAACGCUGGCCUCAUCGUGAGGGCUCAUUUGAUUCCAAUUGGGUUGCUUUCAUAGCCCUGGAGCGCAUGAAAACGGAAUCGCUAACCGUGCAUGCGGAAUUGGCCCUGUGUGAAGUACAUCAAGCAGAUUACACCUGGGACAAUUAG